Molecule: messenger RNA, 1242 nt
Organism: Hypoxylon trugodes
Lineage: Eukaryota; Fungi; Ascomycota; Sordariomycetes; Xylariales; Hypoxylaceae
Exons: 2
Coding region: 254-1093 (279 amino acids)
Molecular function (GO): zinc ion binding; nucleic acid binding
Source: RefSeq, a predicted model, not a curated record
CGCUUAGGUACCUACCUGGCAGCCUGGGUAGACAGUCCCGCCUAUUUUUAUUUUUUUUUUCUUUACUCUAAUCCAAAAUUUACAUCAACAUUCUUUUCUUGCGACACCAAACAUCCCCGCGCGCAUUCACAUAUGUGAUAGUAGCCAACAAUCUGUAGUGCUGCGAUAUAGGGCAUAAUACCAAGCCGGCCUGGCUAUUAAUUCCGGACUACGAACAUUAGCUCUCCUUGGAAGUUCGCAAAAUUAAUACACAAUGGCGACGCCAACACCCCCGAAAAGCAUGUCGUCAAGGCUACUGACUAUGAAAUUCAUGCAAAGAGCAGCUGUCACACCUUCAUCAUCUCCCACCACGCCGAAUUCAGACGAACAACCUUCGAAACGACGAAAAGUGUCCAGAGUCCUCAAACAUGAUGGUCGAGACCUCAUUGCGCAAAUAGAUCAGACUGCGGUACGAGCGGCUAUUGCUGAAGAGGAAAGGAAACGUCAAGAGGCAUUGAUACAACAUGCCUCUGAACUGGGAGAUGCGCGCUGGGUACUAGAUAUACCAAACGGGGCUACCGGUUCCAGUCGUAAAAUCCAAACACCUCUGAAUGUGGUUCAAGUUGGCUUUGCUCAGAUUGAUUCCCCAGACCCCUCCGAUGCUACAGGUCUUGAUACCGAAUCAACUGACGCCUCGCACCUCAGAACUCCUGUGGUUAGACGAUACAAUAUGGACAAGAAACAGACCCCCAAGGAUAGCGAUUCCGAAAGUGAUGAUUCCAACUCUGACUCUGAUUCUGACACGUCUUCCCAAGAAAAUGGCCCCGGUCGGCAGUCAUUUGAUCAAAAAUCAGGUUCACGAUCGGAUUCAUCUCGGCCAACUGUACAGAAUAAGCGAGGUGCUGAACGAACCAAGGCCAAACAGUUUUCUGAGAAGCGCAGAAAGAAGGAUGUUAACCUGAAUAACAAUAGAACACCAACUGGUGGUCUGUUAUCGAUCUCAGGCGGUGGUACACCCGCUCGGCAACCCAUGAAUUUCACCUGCCAUCGUUGUGGUAAGCCUGGACACAAGAUUGCGGAGUGUAAGAUGACUCCCAAACGUACGACACGUUGAAUGAUAUUGUAAAAUGCACCUGGUUGCAAGUCUCACUCGACAGGAUAGUAUGUUGCUAAAAUAGUUCCUAGAACAUAAUCGCGUUAUAUGACUGAGGCGGGUAAUGACGUCGAAGCACAUGACUGCCAUUCGUCCAUUGCCAUGCGACC